GGUGCCGACACACGUGAAGCCAAGGUCGGUGAGUUGGUGCGGUGCGUGUCGCGCGAGCGGGUGCCCGGACGAGCGUGGCCGCUCUGGGAUGGAGUCCUCGUCCUCGUCCUCGGCGGCGGGUGUGGGCGCAGUGGACCCACAGCUGCAGCAUUUCAUGGAGGUGGAGAGUCAGAAGCAGCGUUUCCAGCAGCUGGUGCACCAGAUGACCGAACUCUGUUGGGAGAAGUGCAUGGACAAGCCCGGGCCAAAGUUGGACAGUCGGGCCGAGGCCUGCUUUGUGAACUGCGUGGAGCGCUUCAUCGAUACGAGCCAGUUCAUCCUGAACCGCCUGGAGCAGACCCACAAGUCCAAGCCAGUUUUCUCAGAAAGCCUUUCUGACUGAUCGCAGCGUUACUUGUUUGGAAAAGGAACGUAGUCAAGAAAAGGAGCGCAGUUGAUGGGAUGAAGAAAUGGCCAUGGGGGACUGACUCCCCCAUUUUCUCUUUCUUGGGACAUCUUGGCGUGAGAAUAAACAAAAGCCAAUUUUUUUGUGUGGGGUUUGAGGGUCAUAUGUGUAUUUACUUUUUUCCCCUUCUAAUCUUGUGAAAAUAAUUGACAGAUGAGUGAGAAAUUACUAGUAGUUUAUCCUAUGUGGCACUAUCCUUUUUUCAAAGCUCCCUUGUUUCAUGUAAUUUUGAUAGUGGCACUUUAUAAUUUUUUUCCUUCCUAUAUUUUGGUACCACUACCAGAUAUAAUCUGUGAAUUCGUUUCAGAUUUUUUUGGAAGAUCUUUGUGUCUUUCAGAAAGGACGGCAGUGAGGGAACAAUUUGGCACUUAACAGCACCUAAUCUAGUGAUUUUGGCAGUGCUGAAAAAUCUAUGGAAUAUUUAUACAGCAUAUUUUAGUAUUCUAGGUUGUCUCCCCUAUACUCUCACUUAAAUCCCUAUAUUAAAGUAUGGUCUCAAGGUAGAACGAACAAUCUAAGAAUCAAGAGGCUUUCGUCAUGAAGAAAUCUAGCCAGUGAAAAUAAUUCUUGUUACUACGUGGCACAGAAGUAAGUUAAUUUACCCUGUAUAUUAGGGUAUAAAAAAUUAAAAGGGGUGACUUUUAAUUUUAAAGUUAAAAAUUAAAGAUUUAGACCAAAAGCAAAGCAGUUUUUGGUAGAGGUGUAUAUCUGCUGUUAAUCAUAGAUUGUGUUAGCUGCAUUCUUUUGAUCAUAAAUUCCACAAGAUUUCUAAAAAGACAACUUUUAGUUAGCUGCAAGUUUAAUUUAUGCAAAGUGUGGUUUAGUUGAGAGAUUAGAUGGACCUGUCUUAAAUAGUGUUAAACUACACGUAGAGUAGGAUUCAGUUCUAUAAACAAGGGUUGUGAGGGAAGUGAAAGUCAUGCUGUAUGAACUAUAUUCAAAGGACUAGGUUUAAUUUUGAACAGUAAAUGGCUUUGAAAAUAGCUGCAGUGGAAGAGUUCCAGAAAAAUCUUGUGGCUGUGGAAAUUACAAUAUUGUUGGAAUACCAUAGAUUUUGAUGGAGCUCACUGGAUAAAUGUAGACUGCUUAAUCAGGCAGAGAAGAGCAUCAACAAAAGAAUGAAGGCAUGAAAAAAGGAUGCCCUCUGGGGAAAUGCAGAGAGGAGAGGAGUGGUAAGAGAAGAAAUACAUGUUGGCAGUUGCUUUAUAGGCAAGUGGAGAUACUGGUGUAGAAAGAAGAAAAUGCUUUUCUUUUUUUUUUCUUCUCUUCAAUACUGGGAAUCAAACUCACAGGUGCAU
Messenger RNA from Octodon degus (degu), 1743 nucleotides. Its product is annotated as mitochondrial import inner membrane translocase subunit Tim8 A. The record is from RefSeq and is a predicted model, not a curated record. The coding region runs from base 89 to 382 and encodes 97 amino acids. Lineage: Eukaryota; Metazoa; Chordata; Mammalia; Rodentia; Octodontidae. The transcript has a single exon.